This is a messenger RNA of Contarinia nasturtii (swede midge), 1614 nucleotides long. RefSeq names its product 2-(3-amino-3-carboxypropyl)histidine synthase subunit 2 (gene Dph2). NCBI's taxonomy places the organism in Eukaryota, Metazoa, Arthropoda, Insecta, Diptera, Cecidomyiidae. The transcript has 5 exons. The record is from RefSeq and is a predicted model, not a curated record. Gene Ontology annotation, biological process: protein histidyl modification to diphthamide. Gene Ontology annotation, molecular function: 2-(3-amino-3-carboxypropyl)histidine synthase activity. Bases 104 to 1501 code for a protein of 465 amino acids.
AUGCGAUUCAUUAGUUAAUAGACACACAUCACAUUACAUAGAUUAGUUGUUGUAUUAAAUUAAAAAAAAAGUCAAAAUAAACAGCAAUUCAAUUGAAUGAAAGAUGACUUCUGCAUUUUUUACAAACGAUGCGGAAUGUUUUAGUCGUGACACUGAAAAUCAGUUAGCCGUUGAAAGUUUGGACGAAAUAUGGAACGAGCAUCGUUUAAGUGAAUGUGUGAACUGGAUAAAUGAGCAUCAAUUCGAAAAAGUUUGUCUACAAUUUCCAGAUGAAUUGAUUCCAUUCAGCAUUGCAAUCAUUGCACAAUUAAAGAAUAACUCAUCCGCUCAACUGAGCAUCCUCGGAGACACAUCGUAUGGCAGUUGUUGUGUAGAUGAAAUAGCUUCCUCGCAUGUGAGUGCAAAUGCAAUCAUACACUUUGGUCACGCUUGCUUGAGUAAAGUGACACGUUUACCCGUACAUUAUGUGUUUUCAAAUUUCAAACUUGAUGCAGAGAAAUUACGUCAAAGUUUUCACAAUUACUUUGCAAAUGUCAGCGACGAAAUUGUCAUUUUCUACUCAACAGGCCUCUUUUAUCAUUUGGAUGAUAUCAAAUCAGCACUUGCUUCAUACACAAAUAUUUCUUACGCAGAGUUAGCUAUCGACGAACGGCCAGAUAAUUUAUGUUGGAAACUGCCAAAGACUGAUGUAUCAAAUGUUACCUGCGUUUGGAUUGGAGAUGACAAUCAAACAUUUUUCAAUUUGAGUCUGACUGUUAAUGCAAAACAAUGGAUAUUAUGUGAUAGACAUAAUUAUGAAUUGAAAAUCGUUCAGAGUCCAUUGGCAACAAAUUGGAUGCGACGACGUAAUUUCUUUGUGGAAAAAUGCAAAGAUGCUCAAUCAAUUGGAAUUGUUGUGGGCACAUUAACUGCUGAUGGCUAUUUGAAUGCUGUUAAUCGUGUUCAAAAAUUGGCUCGUGAUCGAGGCAUUCGUACGUAUCUACUAUCCGUAGGCAAAAUAAAUCCGGCUAAAUUGGCCAAUUUUAUGGAAAUCGAUUGUUUUGUGUUCGUUGGAUGUCCGGAAAAUAGCAUUUACAAUUCGCGUGAUUUUUAUAAGCCACUUUUAUCUGUGUUUGAAGCAGAGCUUGCACUGAAUUUUGCAUGGCGCGAACAAUAUCCGAAUUUCUAUGCCGUAGAUUUCACUGAUAUUUUACCCGAUGGCAAACACUAUAGAGCAGCUGAAAAACAAUCGAACACCAACGGUGAAAAUGACUAUGAUGUUAGUCUUGUUUCUGGACGCAUAAGACCAAUGAAAAUCACGGACAAUGACGAAACCAAUCAGAACAAUUCCACUGAAAUUGAACGAAAGCACAAUCAAUUGAUGAACACCAAUUCAAGCAGCGCAUUCAACAAUCGAUCAUGGACUGGAUUGGAUCCAAGUUUGGGACAACAUGAACCGGUUAAAGUUACUAAGGGAAGAUCAGGAAUUGCAAUAAAGUAUACUGAAAAUGAACAUGAAUAGAAAAUAGAAAAAAUGGAAACAUUAUAUUAGCUGUUAUUGUUUACUUAUACUCCGCAUACGAACUCGAAAAGCACGAAUUUCAUUAAAAAAAAAAUAAAGAUUUUGCCAAUAAA